Molecule: messenger RNA, 2616 nt
Organism: Cucurbita pepo subsp. pepo (vegetable marrow)
Lineage: Eukaryota; Viridiplantae; Streptophyta; Magnoliopsida; Cucurbitales; Cucurbitaceae
Source: RefSeq, a predicted model, not a curated record
AUGGGGACUAUGAAACCUCUGAGGCAUUGGCCUCACCUGCUGUUCCCGGCGGUGGUGAUUUGCCUCAUUGCCACUACCGUCGUUGUUGCUCAAGACGAUGAAGAGUUGCUACCUAUCAAAAAGCCUCAACUCGGUCAAAUUGAGUUACAUAAGCAUCAACAUCCCAAACAUUUUCCACCUAACCAUUAUCACUCUACACCCCCACCUUCCCCAAAAUAUCGCCACUACCACAAGCCGCCGCCCCAAAAAUAUCGCGGUCACCCCAAGCCAUUGCCUCCCAAGUAUAAGCACCACAAGUCGCCACCACCACCCUACGUCUACAAGUCUCCGCCGCCACCACCCUACGUCUACAAGUCUCCUCCACCUCCUCCAUACAUCUAUAAAUCUCCUUCGCCGCCACCACCAUACGUCUAUAAGUCUCCACCACCACCACCAUACGUCUACAAGUCUCCACCACCACCUCCGUACAUUUAUAAGUCUCCUCAACCACCCCCCUAUGUCUACGCAUCUCCUCCUCCACCAUCUCCAUACGUCUAUAGCUCUCCUCCACCGCCUCCCUACGUCUACAAAUCUCCUCCUCCACCAUCGCCACCCCCUCCUUACGUCUAUAGCUCUCCUCCACCACCAUCUCCAUCAUCACCACCACCCCCGUAUGUAUAUAGCUCUCCUCCACCACCAUCUCCAUCACCGCCACCUCCCUACGUCUACAAGUCUCCUCCUCCACCAUCUCCAUCACCGCCCCCGCCUUACGUCUAUAGCUCUCCUCCACCACCAUCUCCAUCACCACCGCCUCCUUACGUCUAUAGCUCUCCUCCACCACCAUCUCCAUCACCGCCACCUCCCUACGUCUACAAGUCUCCUCCUCCACCAUCUCCAUCACCGCCCCCACCUUACGUCUAUAGCUCUCCUCCACCACCAUCUCCAUCACCACCGCCUCCUUACGUCUAUAGCUCUCCUCCACCACCAUCUCCAUCACCGCCACCUCCCUACGUCUACAAGUCUCCUCCUCCACCAUCUCCAUCACCGCCCCCACCUUACGUCUAUAGCUCUCCUCCACCACCAUCUCCAUCACCACCGCCUCCUUACGUCUAUAGCUCUCCUCCACCACCAUCUCCAUCACCGCCACCUCCCUACGUCUACAAGUCUCCUCCUCCACCAUCUCCAUCACCGCCCCCACCUUACGUCUAUAGCUCUCCUCCACCACCAUCUCCAUCACCACCGCCUCCUUACGUCUAUAGCUCUCCUCCACCACCAUCUCCAUCACCGCCACCUCCCUACGUCUACAAGUCUCCUCCUCCACCAUCUCCAUCACCGCCCCCGCCUUACGUCUAUAGCUCUCCUCCACCACCAUCUUCAUCGCCGCCACCUCCCUACGUCUACAAAUCUCCUCCUCCACCAUCUCCAUCACCGCCCCCACCUUACGUCUAUAGCUCUCCUCCACCACCAUCUCCAUCACCACCGCCUCCUUACACCUAUAGCUCUCCUCCACCGCCAUCUCCAUCGCCGCCACCUCCCUACGUCUACAAGUCUCCUCCUCCUCCAUCUCCAUCACCGCCCCCACCUUAUGUCUAUAAGUCCCCUCCACCACCAUCUCCCUCUCCACCACCUCCCUAUGUUUACAAGUCUCCCCCACCACCAUUUCCAUCGCCGCCUCCACCUCCGUACGUUUACAAAUCACCUCCUCCACCAUCUCCCUCUCCUCCACCUCCCUAUGUCUAUAAAUCACCACCACCUCCAUCACCAUCCCCACCUCCACCGUACUAUUAUAAGUCACCACCACCUCCAUCUCCAUCUCCUCCCCCUCCUUAUAUCUAUAAGUCACCACCUCCACCAUCUCCAUCACCACCUCCUCCAUAUAUUUAUAAAUCUCCACCUCCACCANCCCUACGUCUACAAGUCUCCGCCGCCACCACCCUACGUCUACAAUCCCCUCCACCUCCAUUGAAAUCUCCACCACCCCCUUAUUACUAUAAAUCUCCUCCACCACCAUCUCCAUCACCACCACCUUACUAUUACAAGUCUCCUCCACCUCCAUCGAAAUCUCCCCCUCCACCGUAUUAUUAUAAAUCUCCACCACCGCCAUCUCCAUCACCACCUCCUCCAUAUGUUUACAAACCUCCUCCUCCACCAUCCCCAUCACCACCACCUCCUUACUAUUACAAGUCUCCUCCACCUCCAUUGAAAUCACCACCACCUCCUUACUAUUACAAGUCUCCUCCACCUCCAUUGAAAUCACCACCACCUCCUUACUAUUACAGGUCCCCUCCACCUCCAUUGAAAUCUCCUCCUCCGCCAUAUUAUUAUAAAUCUCCACCACCACCAUCUCCAUCACCACCUCCCCCAUAUGUUUACAAAUCUCCUCCUCCACCGUCCCCAUCACCACCACCUCCUUACUAUUACAAGUCCCCUCCACCUCCAUUGAAAUCUCCCCCUCCCCCAUAUUAUUAUAAAUCUCCACCACCGCCAUCUCCAUCACCACCUCCUCCAUAUAUUUACAAAUCUCCACCUCCACCAUCUCCAUCACCUCCCCCGCCUUAUUAUUAUAAGUCACCUCCACCCCCGUUUUCGUCACCACCACCUCCUUAUUACUACAAGUCACCUCCUCCACCGUAUUAA